AUGAACAUCGCCCCCAAAGUCCUCAUUGUCGGAGCAGGACCUUCUGGUCUGGUACUUGCUCUUAACCUUCUUAAGAAUGGAGUCCCAGUGCGGGUUGUUGAAAAGGAAAUCAACCCUAGGAUUGGGCAACGCGGAGCCGGCAUCAUGGUAUCGUGUCUCUCGCUGAGAAUAAUUUCGAUGGACUCAACCUGUAAUCCACAGCCUCGUUCCCUGGAAUUAUUUCAGUUUCUUGGUGUUGUCGAUGUAAUCACCAAGGCUGGUACAUCGAUCCCCACCAUUCGUAUGUAUAAAUCGGAUGGUGUCGAGGUUUUGAAAGAAUUUCAAAUGACUCCAUCAAGGGAUCCCACACCUACCAACCCAUAUCUCAACCCCGUGCUAUUGGGCCAAGAGGGUUUGGAGGCAAUUUUGCGAACUGCGCUGGCAGAGCACGGUUGCUCUGUGGAAUUGGGCACAGAGCUGCGGUCGUUUCAGCAGUUCGACGAUCGCGUGGACGCAACCCUCGUUAAAGUCGGGGAACCCAAGGGCGAUGUUGUUACAGAGAACGCUACUUUCGAUUGGGUCAUUGGCGCAGACGGCGCCCGCGGUGCUGUCCGCAAACAGCUUGGACUGAACUUUUUGGGUGAGACGAGGGUAGAGAAGUUUAUUGUGGGCGAUAUCGUGGUGGAAGGACUCUCUCCAAAGGUCUGCCGUAUACAAGCAUCUGCGUGGACAUGUUUAUUCAUACUGCCGUCCACAGCAUUGGCAUAUAUGGGGAGAUGCCGGAAACACUCUGUACGAGGACGGUUCAGCUUCGUCCUUGUGGGCGAAAACCUCCAGGAUGUUGAGGUGUCUUCGAGUCAUCAUGCCCUCCGCAAAUUCCUGAGUGACAACAUUGGGAAUCGAGCUGAUAUCGUGUUCGGCGACAUCAUUUGGAUGUCACAUUAUGUACCGAACAUUCGAGUGGUUGACAGAUUCAAGGUGGGAAGGGUUUUUGUGGCAGGAGAUGCAGCUCAUGUUCACAGUCCAACUGGAGGCCAGGGUAUGAACACUAGCAUCCAAGACUCUUUCAAUCUCGGCUGGAAGCUUGCCCUCGUUGUCAAAAGCCUCGCCCGUCCCUCUCUUCUCGAUACUUACUCCGAGGAGCGACUUCCAGUUGUCUCAGAAAUGCUGAAGCAGACCACUAAGCUGCUCAACGGAGUUGUGAAAUCUUCAAAGGAUGAUGGUGCCUGGAACCGUUCUGGCUCAACUCUUCAAUUGGGCAUCAAUUAUCGAUGGAGUUCAAUUAUCCUUGACGAGGUGAAGAAAACCGAGCCUACUGCGCAAGACAGCGUCGACGAGAGAUCCGACUCAUACGGCGUCAGCGUCAACGACGGUUUGCAAGCGGGUGAUAGAGCACCAGAUUCGCCAGACCUUACCCGUCUCCGCUCGGAUUUGAUAGCCAAGAAGAGCUCAUUGUUCCGCGAUGUUUUCGGGCCCUCCUACCACACCGUUCUUAUCUUUGCACACUUAGUGGAUGCGAAGGCGUCACUCCAACGGGUGACAGGUUAUCCAAAGGAUGUCCUUCGAACCGCCGUCAUUGUUCCAUCGCAACAGGCGGUUCCCAUUGACUUACCUGAUCACGUCAAUCUGGUUUUUGAAGAUUCCAAAGGCCAUGCCCAUGAAGCCUAUGCUGGGCGGAAGUGUGGUAUUAUCGUUGUGAGACCGGACGGUGUAGUGGGUGCCAUGGCAAGGGAUCCACAAUGGUUGGACCGUUAUUUCAAGGGAAUACUACUUGAGCCAUUAAAUUUUUGA
This is a messenger RNA of Laccaria bicolor S238N-H82, 1770 nucleotides long. RefSeq lists its product as uncharacterized. The transcript has 7 exons. Bases 1 to 1770 code for a protein of 589 amino acids. NCBI's taxonomy places the organism in Eukaryota, Fungi, Basidiomycota, Agaricomycetes, Agaricales, Hydnangiaceae. Gene Ontology annotation, molecular function: FAD binding. The record is from RefSeq and is a predicted model, not a curated record.